GAGUAUAGACAAUGCCUCUGUGUGAGCCUCAGCCCCACCUAGUGAUGUUAAGGGACAGGCCAGAUGACUACAGUGCGGGAAGGUGAGAGAGCACUGCUGUUGACUAUUGCAUGACAGCUCUUACCACAGAGACUCUUCCGGUGAACAAAUUGAUGUGGGUGAGAAGUGUUUGGACAGGAACAAGAAGUGGUGAGCAGAGCAGAGGGAAAGACCUGGUUAAGAUGAGCCUGAACUUGGUUUCUUCCUUUCCCGUUUUUACUCACUUAUUCUUCUCACUUAGCCAAGCUCUGUUUCUUUAAAUUAACUUAUCGUACAACACUGACAUGUGUUUAGACUCAGUUUGGAGGAACUGACAUUACCCUGACUUAUGUCUGACGGCGACCUGUUGGACCGUACAGAAGAGAUAUGACACAGAAAGGUACUAUGACAAGCAAUGGCACCGCUAAGAAGGGAGAAGAGCUCAAAAUUGUUAUUGUGGGUGAUGGGGGUUGUGGGAAAACAUCCCUUCUAAUGGUCUAUGCUAAAGGAGACUUUCCAGAGAAGUAUGCUCCGUCUGUGUUUGAGAAAUAUGUCACCACAGUCAAGUAUGGAGGGAAAGAGAUUAGACUCAACCUCUAUGACACAGCUGGCCAAGAUGACUACGAUCGUUUGAGGCCACUCUCCUAUCAGAAUGCCAACCUGGUGUUAGUCUGUUAUGACGUAACCAACCCCACCAGUUUUGAAAAUGUCUUAAUCAAAUGGUACCCGGAAGUGAACCACUUCUGUCGCGAUGUUCCUGUCAUUCUGAUUGGCUGUAAGACUGACCUGAGAAAGGAUAAGGAACGUACCAGAAGGCUCAAAGCCAUGGACCAGGCUCCCAUUACUUACACACAGGGUGAGGAGACCAGGCGGCACAUGAGUGCUGAGCUUUAUCUGGAGUGUUCAGCCAAAUAUCGUGAAAACGUGGAGGACAUUUUCAGAGAGGCCACUAAAAAAGCCCUGGCAUCCAGCCGCAGAGCAAAACACCGUGCGAGGAAGAGGCAUUGUGUCGUCCUGUGACCUCUUAGUGAAAGGACAGAGGCUUGAAGUCAAUUGACACAACAGGACACCCUGUCCCCUGGUCUUACAUGUCAAAUCUACACCAUCUGCUGCUUGUCUAUUAUAAACAACUGCUUGUCACAUCCUGGGUCAACCUAAUUCAAUUUCAUGGAAUCUGGACAAUGAUAUUCAACACUGAACUAAUGUCUGCUAGGGUCGAGAUGGUAAUCCUGCUAGUUCUGUGGGCGCAAGGUCUAUCCUGGGAUUCCAGAGUGGUUUUGUUUCCACGUUAGGCCAAAGUAUAAGUGGGAAUAUGAUAAAGUAGAUUGAGAUUGUGUAAUAUAGUCAAAUAUAGUCAAAUAUCAUUUUUAUCAGUGACUGAAUUGCUAUUUUUACUUUUAUAAAUAAUUUGUUGUACCCAUU
Messenger RNA from Oncorhynchus nerka (sockeye salmon), 1440 nucleotides. RefSeq names its product ras homolog family member F (gene rhof). The coding region runs from base 406 to 1038 and encodes 210 amino acids. The record is from RefSeq and is a predicted model, not a curated record. The transcript has 5 exons. Gene Ontology annotation, biological process: small GTPase-mediated signal transduction. NCBI's taxonomy places the organism in Eukaryota, Metazoa, Chordata, Actinopteri, Salmoniformes, Salmonidae. Gene Ontology annotation, cellular component: cytosol. Gene Ontology annotation, molecular function: protein kinase binding; GTPase activity; GTP binding.